Molecule: messenger RNA, 1188 nt
Organism: Cinclus cinclus
Lineage: Eukaryota; Metazoa; Chordata; Aves; Passeriformes; Cinclidae
Product: proline-, glutamic acid- and leucine-rich protein 1-like
Exons: 11
Coding region: 1-1188 (395 amino acids)
Source: RefSeq, a predicted model, not a curated record
AUGGGGGGAGUCCCGGCCCCAUGGGUGGGCUUGGGUGGGGGUCCUGGACCCAUAGAUGGGGGUCCCAGUGUCCCACCCCCACAGAUGGACAGGGCCCAGCUCAGGGUGGAGGUGCUGGAGGAUCAACUGCAGCGGGCAGGGGCGGCUCUGGCGGGGUCCCUGAGGGUCCUGCCUCGCCUGCGCCGGGAGCUGGAGGGGCUGCGGGGGGAGCGGCGGCGGCUGCGGCGGCUCCUGAGGCGGCGGCUCCAGGAGCUGGAGGAGACCCAGCAGGAGAUCGAGGCUGAGCUGGAGCGAGCAGCGACGGCCCGGAGUGAAAGGGCGCCACAGGUGUCCCGGAGGUCCCGGGGGUCCCGGUGGGCGCAGGACGAGCCCGAGCGGGAGCGGAGCCGGCGCCGGGAGCAGCAGCGGCGCCUGAGGAGCUUCAUGGAGGCCAAGGAGAGACCCCGACCCCACCUGGCACGGCCCCGCCUGAAGCCCCGAGCACCCCCAGAAAUACCGGGGGACCCCCCUGAGGGGCCAGGGGAGGAGCUGGAGCCCCCCAAAAGUGAGGAGGAGGAGGAAGAGGAGACCUGGAUGGACGGGGAGGCUCAGGCCUUCUCCCAAUUCCUGCUGCUGACGGAGCAGCACCGGGAGCUUCAGGAGCUGCAGCAGCACGUGGAGCAGCUUCGGGCAGAGGUGGCAGCAGCAGAGACCCCCGAGGAGCCGGGGGGACCCCCGGGGGACCCCGAAUUUGAGAUCCGGGAGCUGCGGGAGCAGGAACGGCAGGGGAGGGAGCAGCUGGAGGAGCUGCGGGCAGGGCUGGCAGCGCUGCUGGCCCAGCUGGAGGAGGGACAGGGAGACCCCGACCCCACCCAGGACCCCCCUUGGGACCCCCCAGGGGAGCCCCCCAAAAACUCCGACCCCUUGUGGGAGCAGCUCCGGCUCCUGGAAGUUGGGGUGACCCGGCUGCUGCUGCGGGGGGGGGAACCCCAAGUACCGGUCCUGGCAGGGAACGAGGCCAUGAGGACUCGGCCUCCCCCUCCACGACCCCCCAGCCCCAGGGAGGACCCCACGGCGGGGGAGGAGGAGGAGGAGAGACCCCUGAGCCCCGGCGAGCUGCGAGAGAGGGUCCUGCGAGAGGUGCUGAGCCGCGAGGGACCCCUCCCCACCCCCCGGCUGGAUCUGGGGGGGGUCCCGAGACCCCCCUGA